CUGCAUUUCCGAUGAAAUGCACCUUGGAGGCGAAGACGAUGACAGGCGCGAUAUCAUUCCACCUACACUAGCCUCAUGGGAAUGGCUUGAUUUGGUCGCAAGAGCAAAGUGUGCAGGGCAAGAUGACAGGGCCCCAGGUGGCGACCGUUGGUGAGGGCACAAGGUGGACAGGGGCUCACAUGGCUUGUCUGAUCAUGACAGAGGUCGACCAGGUGAUUGCGAUGAUGAGGCAGGACGCACAGUGGGCUGAUGUUCCAAGGAACCUGGACGAGGCUGUUUGUGGAGGCCCUUUUCUACAGGAAUUCAAAGAUCUAAGUAGGGACAUAUUCGCAUGGAAACAUUGGGCGACAGUGAAGCCCAUGGACUAUCUGGCCCCUUUCCUUGGGCUGAUUCGCUCCAAGGAGACAAGCGCCCCUGUCACAGGAGUAGCACUCCUGGCAGUCUACAAGAUAGUGACAUUUGAGAUGUUCCACAAGGAGUCGGUCGACGCGGCUGAGGCAAUGCAUCUGAUCGUGGAUGCGGUGACGGGCUGCGAAUUCAGAGCGAGUGACCCAGCAUCUGAGGAAUUUGUCCUUUUGCAGAUCGGACAGGUCCUGUUGGCGUGCCUCAGGUGCGGGGCGGGCCCGCUGCUGAGGAACGCUGACGUGAUCAACAUCAUCAACACGUGCCUGCAUGUGGCCUUCGCCAAAGGCAAGCUGCUGCAGCGCAUGAUAUGCCAGACGAUGCAGGAUAUUGUCCGUGCCAUCUUCGGCAGGCUUCACGAAUUCGGGCCCGCAGAGGAUGGCCUCCCUAGAGUAGAUGCCACGGAUCUCGACACAGAUGUAACCUCCUCGGGGGAGGCUACGGCUUCGGCGCCUGCCAAGAGCUCUGCUAGAUCUGACGGGAAUGAAAGAACCGCAAACAGGACGGACGCAGGAAUCCCUGUCCGGUCUCUGUCCAAGUCUUCAGACGGUCCAGCGGGAGCGUCCGAAACGGCCGAUUCGAGCCGACUUGGUGCCGGGCCAGAAAGAGUGCCGGCGUCUGCGGAGAUUGGCAAUGGUCCGCAGGAGCUGUCACAAACGAGUCCAUACGGCCUGCCGUGUCUGGUGGAAGUACUUCGGCUCCUGUGUUCGCUAAUUGUGCCCGACAGAAAGUCCUCGCAGCACGAGGACCGAACUCAGUUUGGCCUGGCGCUGCUGAGCGCUGCCAUCGAGGUCGCGGGGGGCUCCUGCGAGAGGCACCCGCGCAUUCUGGCCCUGGUCACGGACGACCUGUUCCGGAACCUAAUGCAGGCGGGGCAGUCGAGCAACCUGCUGGUGCUGUCGCUGGUGUCGAGCAUCGUACGGGGGCUCUACUGGCACUUCAAGCGUCAUCUCAAGCUGCAGAUGGCAGCCUUCUUCGAGAACGUCGUACUUCGAGCCGCCCAGGGAGGGUAUCACCAGCAAGAGGCGGCACUGGAGAUCCUACAAGACUUUUGCCGACAGCCGUCCUUCAUAUCUGAGAUGUACGCCAACGCUGACGGUGACAUCACCUGCGGCAACACCUUUGAAAACCUGAGCAACCUUCUGUCCAAGAAUGCUUUCCCAGACAAAGCCACCCUCUCCGCGCUGAACCUGCUGUCUUUCGAAGGGCUGCUGGCCGUCGUUCAGUGCAUGGCCGACCGGGCAGACAACGCGUCAGUCAGCGGCUCUUCGAGCUCAGAGUACAACCUGGCGGAGGUCCCGCACUUUUGGACCCUCAAUUGCGACAACUGGGAGGACCCUGAGGUGUGGGUCGAGUUCCUAAGGCGGCAAAAGUAUGUAAAGAGGCGGCUCAUGAUUGGAGCGGACCACUUCAACCGAGACCCCAUUAGGGGGCUAGAAUUCCUUCAGAACGUCCACCUCCUUCCUGAGCAGCUAGACCCAGCCAGUGUCGCCUUCUUCCUGUACUUGACGCCUGGGCUUGACAAGAACGUUUUGGGGGAUUACCUCAGCUCGUCUGACUCGUUCAACAUCAGCAUCCUGGAGUGCUUCACGAAGCAGUUCAACUUCACGGGGAUGGCCCUCGACGGCGCCCUGCGCACGUACCUGGAGGCGUUCCGGCUGCCUGGGGAGGCGCAGAAGAUCAGCAGGGUGCUCGAGUCAUUCGCAUCUCACUACUACGAGCAGUGUCCACAGGUAUUUGCUCAUGAGGACGUUGUCUCUGCGCUCUCACACUCAGUUCUCAUGCUUAACUCAAACCUGCACACCAAAAAGGUAACGCGGAAGGUGACAGAGGAAGACUUCAUCCGAAGCAAUCAAAAGAUCAACGUCGGGAAGGAGCUGCCUCGAGAGAUGCUCACACAGCUGUACCGGUCGAUUGCAGAAAACGAGAUCCCCGUGUCGAGCGAGAGCCUGGUUGCAGAGCCCAGCAUGACGCACGGCCGGUGGCUAGAUUUGCUGCGGCGCUCCCAGGCCACGACGCCCUUCCUCUCCUGCGACCCAACCGAGCCGCUGCUCGACCGCGACAUGUUCUCCGUCAUCUGGGGGCCAGCGAUCGCAGCCAUCUCAGCUGUGUUUGAUCACGCGGAGAAAGCGGACACGCUCCAGCAGUGCGUGGCCGGCUUUCUUGCCGCGGCCAAGAUCUCAGCGGCGCAUCAUAUGAGUGACGUCCUGGACAACCUGGUGGUUGAUCUCUGCAAGUUCAUCACGCCCUUCGGCGAUGAGAGGCCUGCCACUGAGAACACCAAGGCCCGCAUGGCAGCUACCGCUGUUUCUGAGAUUGUCGACCGUCAUGGUGACAUGAUCCGCAGCGGGCGGCGAAGGUCCAUCGAGUCAAUACUUCGACUGCACAAGCUGGGCCUACCGUCAACCACGAACGACCCGUCACAAGAUGGUCAGAACCAGCCCAGCGACAGCCGAGAAGGGUUGUCCAUCCUUGCCAAUGCUGCUGCAGCGUCGGUUGUUGGCAUUGAGAUUGUGUCGGCCAGUCGGAACCGUGGGGGCAGCGCAGACACCAACCGUGACCAGGAGCAGAGCCCCAUUGAUGCGCAACGCGGCUCUGCACGUGGUUCACUGAAGACCUCCCCGCCCAAGGCACGGAACGCGAAAGCUCUAAACCCGCUUACUCAGGCGUACAUACCCCCAACCAGAAGGGCGAGCGGCUCACAGGACCUGCCCGCUUCAAAGCUAUCCAACCUUGUGGAGAGUAAGACCCAACCCCAACUCAAGCCCCGGAUCCGGACCCCAUCUCCAACCCCAACUCAAGGUCAUAUCCAAUCCAAGCCCCAAACCCAAACCCCAUCCCCAAACCCAAUCCAAACUCAAUUCCAACCCGCUACCCCCACCCAAACCCAGCCUACCGUCAAAGUUCCUGAGCCGUCAAAGAGCGCGCUCAAUGCGGAUUCGCCCUCUUGGCAGCCCCCGUCAAAACUGGCCGCAUCAGCCCUCAAAGGGUUAGCGUUGGGAGGAGCUCAAAACUCCCUUUCCAAGUCGCUGAGUAUCCCAAGUGCGGACGCCCGGAAGAAGGACACGGACUGGGACGUGCAGCUUCCGGACGGUUUCGUGGAAGCGGCGGUCAGUCCGGUCGGGAUAUCAGACUCUGCAUUUAACCUUUUAGGUCCGGAGGGGGAAGGAGAGAAAGGGGAAGCGGCGGUGAGAAGUUCGACUGGUGCCACGGAGAGAGAAGGGGCGGAUGCAGCGCCAACGUCGGAUGGGGCUAAGAACCAAUCGGACAGCGUGGACCUUGGGUACGACGACCUGCCCGAGAAUCUAGACGGACUGGCAGAUGACGACAUGUCGAAUCUGGACGCGGUUCUCAACGCCGUCCCCGGGUUCAAUCUUAUCUCAGAUGACGAGGAUGACGAUGAUCACGCAGAGCAGAGCGGAGGCGACCACGAAAACGGUUCAGAUUCCCGCGCUGCUCAUUUUCACGGGGCUCACUCGGCAAACGGAGGUCCAAAUGGGAGGCCAUCAUCAAAGGAGACCGGGAAAGGGUGGUUGGCCGUACUGGAAAGUAGAAAAGCGACGCAGGCAGAAACUAGUGGACGGGAGACUCCAAUCGCAACGGAAGGGAAACAAAUGAAAAGACAGGAGGAACCUGAUAUGAAGGCAAAGGAGGGGCGGAAACCGGACGAAGCAGAGCGGCGGCCAGCGGAAACAGCGGGACCCACUUGGCGGCAGGAGACGAAGGCGCCAGAACCGCUGGAGUGGCGGAAGCGCCAAACGGCGCAGUCCUCUCAUUGGCGAGAUGACCGGCGGUGGACUCCGCCGGUAGACCCUAGAAAACCGUUUGGGGAGGCGAAUCCACUAAGCGCAGGCAGCCCUGCGGGUGGAGCUCCUAGGGGGGGCUUUGUGAGCCAGCUCAUUUUGCAGCCGCCCGAGAAACCGAAGCAGCCUCCGGAGGUGCGGGAAAGGCUGCCAGCUGGCAUGGCACCUCGGGAGCCCUCUUCCCGGACUCCGCUUUUAAAAGCAUUCAGCAGCCAGUUGGCGAGCGUCCCCACCCCCCCUCCAGAGGCUGGGCCUGCCGGCAGGCUAGCACAGCCCAACAACGCGGGCGCGUCUGUCCCGCCCGGCUUUUCCAAACCCCUUCCCGCCACCGAGCGUGCUCCGCCCGCUGUUGCCCCGUCCCAGCCAAUAUCGAGCACACGAGAAGUUGUGUCCGAUAGCGAACCCCGUUCCUCCAGCCCGCUCGCUGGUGCGCCGCUCAGCAAACCCGGCGUCCCCUCUCGGUUAGUCCUGUCCCGGGUGCUGGUGAAGCGAACGGUCGUUCAGGAAGGACACAAUCUCGGCCCUCCGGCGGAGUCGCCCGUUUGUCAGGAUGCGGAGGUGCACGUGGAUAAGCGGAGUCAGCUCCACCUCCGGGCAGUGGCGGAGCUUGGCAGCGGGCCGAACGGACAGCUUCAGGAUCUGCCGUCCUGGCUGGGACGUCCGGUAGACCUUUCGGACGGUCCAAAAGGCUUCUUCGAAGCCGUUCCUAAGGUGUCAGAUGACGUUUCGCGGCCCGUAUCUGGUCUGUCCAGCUCGGAAAGACGAAGUGCAAUUGCGGAGAACCCUGCUAGCGCAGGGGCGCCAGAGGGUGACACGUGGAGGACGGGGGGUGGGGAGCGGCAAGCGCAGCAGCCGUGGCGAGUGCCGUUCGUUGAGUCUGGUGGAGGCGAAACGAAGCUGAGGGCUGCCGUGGCGUCACCGCCGCCCCCUCCCGUCGUGCACCCCCAGGAAAUGCUCCGCCGUCUCCUGCCCCCAGGCGCACAUCCGCCACUUACGUCAUCCACUUCCGACCCCGAGCCCUUUUCUCAAGUCGCGCUCAACCCCCGGCCAGACAGCUCCCCGCACUUCGCUUCCCUUAAUCCGGCAGAAAACCGCGGCUCGUGGGUUCCCGCCCCACAGUGGGCGCCACAAGUCCAGUCCCGCCCCCCUAGUUCAAUUGCGCAAGUGCCAUCUGCAUUUGGACAGCACAGCCAGGCAAUGCCCGACCAGGAGCUCAACUACUGGUCGAGCACUAACCACGACCUAAACCCGCCACAAGACUCACUUCCGCCAGGAUCGUCCGGUUGGCCUGGGGAGGUGGAUGCUUUCCGGACGGACCAACACCCUGCCGAACACGGGAACAGUGCCAACAACCUCCGAAGUCACCCCCUACAAAACCACCCCUCCUUGGCACCACCAGCGGCACAUUACCAGAGCGGAUUCGCCCCCCUACCGCCUACCAGUGUCCCGAAUCCGCAGACUCCCCCUCUGAGCGCCCUGCAAAACGCCCCGCACAUCCGCAAGUUGCAAGCCACCGUUCAGGAGCACUUCCAGCGGACCGGGGGGCUGAAGAGCCCGGGAGAGGUGCCUUCGCCAAACAGUCAACCUGCGGAGUUCCCACCUUUUGGAGCAGCGUACAAGCCGGAAUCUCCUGUAGAGAGGAGCUGUUCGGGAGGAAGAGACGGAAGUGGGGGUAGGUGGGGCGACAACACUGUACCUGGCUAUCAGCAACAGGCCCAGUACCCCUCCUUCAACGGGGAAGACUUCAGGGGUCCGGAGGUGGGGCGAAACCAUAAUGGGGGGCAAGAAUACAUGGUCAACCAAGCCCCCCUGCCUGAGCUUUUGGGUCCUGCUGGCUCUCUGCUGCCGAGAGAGAGGCCGUCUCCUUACUCUUCCCAUUCGGAGUACGAUCACGUGGGUCCGUACGCCCAUCACCCAUUUGCGCACUCUGAACUGCCCCGCGAAGCGACUCAGGAAUCCAUGGUGCUUCCGCCAGAGUACCUCCAUGGUCGGCCGUCAAUGUCGCCAGAAUUGCCGACCGAGCGGUCCCCGCAAGGUGGAAACGCAGCCAGUAGAGCCCCCGAGAGGAAAGGGGCGUACAAUCCGUUGCAACAGCAGGUGGCGCCUCAGGAGAAGGCAAAGCCAAACGAGGACUCGGUGUCGGAUGCGGACCUGCAAAAGCUCCUGGAUGACUGUGCCUUGCUGGACGCGUCUCAGCCGGAGGCGGGUGAGCCAGUCGAAAGAGGGGCAUGGGGAAUCUCCGUCGAAGCUCCCGCUCCUUGGCGGGACGUGAGAACGGCUGAAAUCGGAAACCUUGAUAGGGUGAGGGAGGGAGAGCGGCUGAAUGAGGCGGCAUUGGCGGCUCACACGGCGGGCCGUGUUGGUGCGAAUGGGGCCGUGCGGACAGCCGCGCAAAUGGUGGCUGGCCGACCGGACGAGGAGCAGUUUGAGGCGGAUAUUAAGGCCGCCAUGGACGUGAGCUUGGAAGAGUACCGGUCUCAAGGAGGAGCGUCGCAGCGCCCAGCAGCACAGACGAAAAGCUGGCCCUCGGUGCGCGUCAGCGCCGCCCCCAAGCCGGCCGUGGGGAAGGGGCUGGCCAACCGAUCGGGGGAGUACAACUGCUUCCUCAACGUUAUCAUUCAGUCGCUUUGGCACCUGGUCCCUUUCCGGCGGAACGUGAUGUUACAUCCCGUCCCCAAGCGCCCGCCGUCGGAUGCCCCGCUGUACGUGCGCCGCCAGGCCGUCUUGCACGGCCUGAAGGGGAUCUUCAGGGCGCUCUCUGCAGACGACGGCAAACCCACAGCGGUGGAUCCGUCAUCUCUGCGGACAGCCCUCCACGACGCGCACAAAGGCAGCGACCUUUUCCAGAUGGAGGAGAUGAAUGACGCGUCCGAGGUAUUGCUCUCCAUCUUCGGCUGCCUGCACGAGGCGCUCCAAGCGCCCGUUGUUGCCUCCCCUCCAAAGCACGCCGACGGCCUGCUGCCCACCCCCUCCAAUAGCGCGGCCUUGCGUAACAAGGCGACCGACGUUUGCCGCGGGUCCUGCUUCGUCCACGACCUGUUUGGGCUCGACAUGGUCGAGUUCACGCACUGCGGCCUCUGUAACAAAAGGACCCACGACUUACACUACCAGCAGUACUUCCACCUCGUCAACUGCUCUGCCCUCUCGGACGUUGCGGUGCAGUCGCCGGGUCGGCCGUUUGCGCCGCUGCUGCGCCGCGUUCUCGACGGCUCCACUCCGCUGCGGCCGUGCGACAAGGACGAGGGCGGCUGCGGGGAGCCUCUCCCCACUACGCACGUCCUCGACAAGGCGCCGCAGCUCUUCACCGUUGUUCUCGUGUGGGGUAGUGCCCAGGCGUCGCAGAGCCAGGUUCGCUCAGUCGUCAAUGCCAUCAGCACGCAAAUUCGCGUGUCGGAAAUCUUCCCCGACCUGAAGUACAGAGGCCAACACGCCCUCCGCUGUGUGGUGUGUUACUACGGGCUGCACUAUUUCGCAUUCGCUUUCAGCGCCAAGGCCCAGCAGUGGCUCCUUUUGGACGACACCCACGUCAAGGUGGUAGGCCCGUGGGAAAAGGUGGUUGAGCAGUGCACGAACGGCAGGCUGCAGCCGUCGGUGCUGUUCUAUCAAUCGCUCUGAGAGCCAACAUACAUUCCAGUCAACGUGCAAUUUGGCAAGAGGUUAGACAGCACGGAGCGUGCGUGGGAGCUGAAGUGCACGCGAUAGGGGCAUGUCACAUUUCGGCGAUAGCUCAUUGGGAGAGUCUGAUUGUAAACUUACUGUCUGAAGUCUUAGCUCGAACGUUUACAAUGCUUAGAAGAAGGCCCAUUGGAUCAUUGCACCGGUUCAAACCGACCCCGAGAUCAGACUUGAUAAAAUCCUUGCAAAGGAGCUUAAGUGCGUGCUACGAGUAAACGACUUGACUGAGCUAGUCAGAUAAGGUACGGGAGGAUCCUUUGCCGUAUCAUGGAGCUUCUCCACAAGCACAGCCGUGCUUUUUACAUUGUCCUUUGCUUUGUUGUUUACUGCCAGCUCAUGAUGCCUUCAGGCU
Klebsormidium nitens is the source of this 8232-nucleotide messenger RNA. The record is from the annotation of a GenBank genome assembly. NCBI's taxonomy places the organism in Eukaryota, Viridiplantae, Streptophyta, Klebsormidiophyceae, Klebsormidiales, Klebsormidiaceae.